Messenger RNA from Entrophospora sp. SA101, 1138 nucleotides. Lineage: Eukaryota; Fungi; Glomeromycota; Glomeromycetes; Entrophosporales; Entrophosporaceae. The record is from the annotation of a GenBank genome assembly.
CAUUCCUAUUACUAUUACAACUACCAAUCAAAAUAAUUCAACAAAUAAAUUAAAAAACUGCUUACGAAAAAAAUUAAAAUUACUACGAAAUCGCUUAAAACACAGAGACACUACUACACCCAGUUCUUCCUCUACCUCACCCAAAGUUUCACCGUCUAUAAGGCCUAUAGAAUUCGGUGAUAAUGGUGGUUUUAUUAAAGACAAUGAUCUUGAUGAUAUAAUAUUUAUAUCACCUAACGAUAAUGAUGAAUUUUCAUUACCCGACGAUAAGAUUCGUAAAAGAGUUAAUGUUUUAGAUGUUGGCUGUGGAAAAGGAACUUGGAUACUAGACAUGUCAUUGAAGUAUCCAUUUUCAAUUUUCAUAGGAAUUGACAGAUCACCAAUUUUUCCAUCACAAAACAAUAUAAAACAAUUGAACGCGACAUUUUUAUAUUUAAAUUUGUUAGAGAAAGCUAAUGAUGACAUUGGUUAUAUUGAAAUUUGUGAAUGGGAUUUAGUAACAUUUAAUAAUGGACCUGUUACUAAAAAAUUGUUCAAGUCUGUCCAAGAAUAUUUAAUAUCAAUAGGUAUUGAACCAAUUAUCAGCAAAACGCUCGAACAAAUAUUAAAAGAAAAACCCGACGAACUAACAGAUAUUACAAUCCAAAAAAAAUUCUUUCCGAUCGGAAUUUGUGGGUCAUUGAGAAAAGAAAGCGUCAAUAAAAAAUUGCUGUUACGUGCUCAACAAUUAUGUUUACAACAUUUACCUGAAGCUACAAUUGAUAUUGUUGAUUGGAGUCAAAUACCUGUUUAUAAUGGUGAUUUAGAAGCAAAUCCUCCAGAAUCUGUAUUGAAAUUUAAAGAUGAAAUUGCAGAUCGAGAUGCUGUAUUAUUUGCCACUCCAGCUGUCGCAAUAAUGGGAGCAGCACCUGGAGAUGGGCCUGGAGCUUCUGGUACUGGUCGUGCUCAACUUAUAUUGCGUCAAUCUUUUGUUUUUUUUGAUAUGGUGCCAGUUAAUCUACCAACUGUAAUGGUUACUGGAGCUUAUAAAGCAUUCAAAGAGGAUGGUAGUUUGAUUAACGAACGUAUUGAACAAAAUAUUGUCAAAGUGUUGAAAAAUCUUGUAAAAUUGGGUAAAAGUUUAAAAAAUGCAGAAUAA